Messenger RNA from Elaeis guineensis (African oil palm), 741 nucleotides. Its product is annotated as phylloplanin. The record is from RefSeq and is a predicted model, not a curated record. Lineage: Eukaryota; Viridiplantae; Streptophyta; Magnoliopsida; Arecales; Arecaceae.
CUUGCUUGCAACCAGCUGCAUACACUGGUAUCAUCUCCAACAAUGGCCUUGAGGACUUUCCUCUUUGCAGUGGUCUUGUUGGCUGGACUGUGUGCACCAGUAGCGCAAGCCCAACUCGGGCGAAUCCUCAUCAGUGGUAUUGUUCCCUGCAGCAAUAGCACCAAGACAAGCACUGCGACUACACCUGUCUUCCCAAAUGCUUUGGUGCAGCUACAGUGUGGUGGCAGCGUAGUUUCCAGUGCAACCACAGAUGAUAAUGGAGUAUUUACCAUGGUACUCAAUCUGGUAACAACGCUCUUAUCAACACUUUUGAGUGGCUGCAAGCUGGUGGUCGGCACCCCUCUCUCUACCUGCGAUGCAUCGCUCCCAUCCGAUGGUUUCCUUCAAUCAGCCUUGCAGUUCAUCACUGGUGGUCUUCUCAGCGGCGUUCUCGGUGGCAUCUUCAAUAUCAUUCCAGCGGGUUUCAAUCUUGUUCACUAACUCGACGUACAGUGGAGGAUGGUUUCUAAAUGCCAUUCUAUAGAUAUGAAAAAUAAGGUGGAAUCGUCCAUCUAAAGUGUGAUCCUUUGAAUGCUUAUAUAUGUAGCCAUGGACUGUUAGUGCUACUGCUGUAACAGGCCUAAUGCAUAAGAAUAUAUAAAGGGUCCUCUGUGGUUAACAAUGGGCCUUGCUCAGUUAUGUAUUUUAGUUUCUCUAUUCCAAUAAAAUUUAGCAAGUCUGCCAUAUAUUUGUUCUUCAAAA